CUACACAUAGCACUCACACACACACACACACACACACACACACACACUGCUCGCAUCAAGUCGACCCACACCGGCAGCUCGUUGUUCGAUGUUUGUGUUGCUCGCAUCUGCUCCAGCGAAUCUGUCGCGCGCGAGAAGAAGAACAAGAAUAACACGAGCUGUCUAAUGACGAAAAUAGUUGAGAGCAACGGAGCAUUGAGGGGAGCAGCGGGAAGGAUGUCGACAUAUUAUUGACUUGUGCUGAGUGUCGUCGAGUCGAGCGAACAGCGCCGUGGAUUUCUUUCUGACUCUGUAGCCGUGAGAAUGACAGAAUAUAAGUUGGUGGUGGUAGGUGCAGGUGGUGUGGGCAAGAGUGCUCUGACCAUCCAGCUCAUUCAGAACCACUUUGUUGAUGAAUACGACCCAACCAUUGAGGACUCAUACAGGAAACAGGUGGUGAUUGAUGGAGAGACGUGUCUUUUAGAUAUCCUGGAUACUGCAGGUCAGGAAGAGUACAGUGCAAUGAGAGACCAGUACAUGAGGACCGGAGAGGGCUUUCUUUGUGUCUUUGCCAUCAACAAUACCAAGUCUUUUGAGGACAUUCAUCAAUACAGGGAACAGAUUAAGAGGGUUAAAGACUCAGAUGAUGUGCCUAUGGUGCUUGUGGGUAAUAAAUGUGACCUACCAGCACGCACUGUGGACACAAGACAAGCCCAGGAACUCGCUCGUAGCUAUGGUAUACCGUACAUUGAAACCUCAGCCAAGACAAGACAGGGAGUGGAAGAUGCCUUUUACACACUCGUCCGUGAAAUCAGGCAGCAUAAGUUGAGGAAACUGAACCCGCCAGAUGACAACGGCCAAGACUGUAUGAACUGCCGCUGUGUGGUGUCAUGAUCUGUGAAAGUGCAUGGCGUGGCUUUGGAAGCAGUGCAGCCCUACAGACCACAGACACUGCAACAUCUACACAGAUGCUGGACGUUUAGAGCAGACUGAUGUAAAAGGGAAAUCUUUAUUCUUGCAGCCCUGCAGUCUUCUUAGGGAUGUUCCCAUCGCUCUCCUUUACUGGAGAGGAAAGAAGUUGUACCUCAUUGUAAUGGUCUCAACUCUGGAGUUGCUAUACGACUGGAUGAGCGCUGUCACACUUAAAUAUAUUUACAUUAAACAAACUAUUUACUCUUAACUGGAAGUAAUAGCUCAGAAAAUAACCUCUCAUAUUGCUUUUUCAUCUGUGUAUGUUAGAAAAACACUUUACAAGACGGAGAGGAGAAUUACUACAUCAGUUAGAUUAGCAUAUGUCUGAAUGUGAGCAAGAUUUGUAUUGAUUUGCUUAGAAGUCUAACCUAAUAAAAUGUACUUAAUUAUUUACGUUCUCUUGCAAAGAGAAUAGUCAUAUGCAGUGUGUGUAUCACAAGUUAUAGUGCAAUAGAUUGCGAUUAGAAGGUACAUAUCCGAUAGGACAUGCUAUGGAAUCGCAUUUAUUCUUUGUUAGCCUUUUUGAAUUUGAAUGGCCCUCAGGGUUUUUGAAUUGUGGCUUGAUUAAAUAUCCAUAUGUGAUGCUUUUCAUUUACAUUAUUAGACAAAUGCAUCACAAAUAAUUGCAUUGGCUAAAUAAGACAUAUAAAUUAAGGUCUCUUCAAAAAAUAUAUAUAUAUAUAUUCUUGUUGGAGAAUGAAUGCAAACCUACUAUAAACUUCAAAGUUUGGACUGAAAAGCUUUUGUUGAUAUUGUCAGCACUGUGCAGUUCCCAUGUUCAGGGCAUACACUUGAAACUUUGAAGUCAAACAAAAAGGAAGUACAUUUUUAUAUGUUUGUGUUAAUAAGGAGUGAUAUACCGUACUUCAAUCAGACAUCAGAUUGCUUGUAUUAUACGCUUGUUGUCAAUCAUCAUGUAAAUUCAUCAUUAUAAAUCAACUUUCCGUUAGAUUUCAAAUCUAAACAAAGGUCUUUCGAUUUAAUUUAUGUGAACACUUAACAGUGUCUUUGACUGAGUGUCUUCUCUUUCUGGCUGAAAUUUGAUGAUUUUGCUCGAUAAAGAUUGCAGAAUGUUUUGUUCCCUUGAAGUCUAUUGAUUGUUCUCAAGGACAUACAUGGGCGAAUAUGAUUCUCCGUUUAAAUCACAUGUCAGUAGCUAUGGAUAUGACCUUCAAGGGUUUCUAUCAGAACGUUUUGAUGGAUUUAGCUACUCUGCCACAGAGUAAAUGUGGGUUUAUCACGUGGUGUGAUGGCUGCCACGACUUACUAUUGUUGUACAUUAAUAUUGUUAAUGUCCAUUUUCCAUGACACUUUUAACAGUAGGUAAAAUACACCAAUAUAUGACCUCGAAUUAUAUAGGACCUCUAUGUUAUUCUGUUUUA
Messenger RNA from Pimephales promelas (fathead minnow), 2333 nucleotides. It is a transcript of the gene hrasb, whose product is annotated as HRas proto-oncogene, GTPase b. The record is from RefSeq and is a predicted model, not a curated record. Gene Ontology annotation, cellular component: membrane. Gene Ontology annotation, biological process: signal transduction. Lineage: Eukaryota; Metazoa; Chordata; Actinopteri; Cypriniformes; Leuciscidae. Gene Ontology annotation, molecular function: GTP binding; GTPase activity.